AACUGCGACUCAUUAAAAGAAAAGCCGCCGUUCGCAUACACUUAAAAGUGUCUUUUCAUUUAGUGGACGCUUUUCCCCUAAGCGACGGACAUCUUGGAACAACAGAAAGAGCGCAACGCAUCGACAGAAGCAGCGAUUUGGAGGCAGACACGUGAUUUUUGAGUGCAGUCACAGAGUAUCCAUGAUCCGCGCAUGAUGCGGACAGGAAGUAAAGGUGGCUGUGCGCGCACGAGCGUUAUUAAAUUACGUUCGUGGUCGUUUCAGAUUCAUAUGUUUAUUUGAAAAUAUUUUAAUAGCAUUUGGAUUACUUUUAUUCUGUAGUAAUUUCUGUCAACACACAUUACUUACACAGCGUUCUUACUCAGCUAUUACUCAGUGCUCUUUUACAAACGGGGGGAAAGAAAGGCUUUGAGUUACAAAAUUUACACUUAUGUAUGUAAUAUUUGGCUAAUAAAAAGACAAGGUUAAUUAUAUUGCACCUAUCGUCAUCUCUAUCACAUUGUGAAAUCCAAACAAAAGAGAAACGAGUACAGCCACUCUUCCGCCUCUUUACAUACAGUAAUUACGCGCAUGCGCACAUUCACCGUUUCCUCCCGGUUACUGUCGUUCCACGUGGUUUUCCGCCUCCAAUAUGGCUGCUUCCACGGUUGGGGAAGCCGAAAUGAAUUCAGCCAGUAGAGGAGCAAUCGCCGGUGCUCCUUUGGUGCUUCGCAUCCUGGCCGAAUGUCCGGUCAGCAAAGCCCGAGCGUGCGACAUGACCCUGCCGCACUGCACGGUGAACACGCCGGUGUUCAUGCCCGUGGGCACACAGGGCACCAUGAAGGGAGUCACGGCGGAGCAGCUGGAGAAUUUGGGUUGCCAGAUCUGCCUGGGCAACACGUACCACCUCGGGAUGAGGCCGGUGAGCGGGUCUGCAACACUUCUGGGAAGUUUCAGACAGGCUGAACAAAGAGAGCACAGGAUGGAUCAUGGAUGUGCUCUCGUCAUCACCGUGGGUCCUGAGCUGAUCGAGAAGGCCAAGGGGUUACACGGCUUCAUGAACUGGAGGCGCAGUCUGCUGACGGACAGCGGGGGCUUCCAGAUGGUGUCCUUGGUGGAGCUGUCCCAGGUGACGGAGGAAGGAGUGAAGUUUCGCUCUCCUUAUGACAACAAGGAGAUCCUGCUCAGCCCAGAACAAUCCAUCGCCAUCCAGAACAGCCUUGGCUCGGACAUCAUGAUGCAACUGGACGACGUGGUGAGCAGCACUGUGACGGGACCCCGUGUCGAGGAGGCCAUGAGGCGCUCGAUCCGCUGGCUUGAUCGCUGCAUUGCCGCCAACAGAAACCCUGAGAGCCAGAAUCUGUUUGCCAUCAUCCAAGGCGGCCUGAACUCAGAGCUGCGGCACAUCUGUUUGGAAGAGAUGACAAAGCGGGAUGUUCCCGGUUUCGCCAUUGGAGGCCUAAGCGGUGGUGAGGAGAAGGAUGACUUCUGGAAGAUGGUGACACUGAGCACAGACCACCUUCCCCGGGAAAAACCACGCUACCUGAUGGGUGUCGGCUAUGCCGUGGACUUGGUGGUGUGCGUGGCCCUGGGCUGUGACAUGUUUGACUGUGUCUUCCCCACCCGCACCGCGAGGUUCGGCUCUGCUCUGGUUCCCUGGGGUUCCCUGCAGCUCAAACACAAGCAGUAUGCCAAGGACUUCCAGCCCAUAGACCCAGAGUGCACGUGCCCCACCUGCAGGAGGCACAGCCGAGCAUACCUUCAUGCACUCUUGAAGUGUGAUACAGCAGCCUUGCACCACAUCACCAUCCACAACAUCUCGUACCAGCUCUCCUUGAUGCAGUCCGUGCGCCAAAGCAUUAUCGACGGGUGCUUCCCCCAGUUUGUGCGGGCGUUCAUGGACCGCAUGUUUCCUUCACGGGAGCAGUAUCCCCGCUGGGCCGUGGACGCCCUGGCCUCUGUCGGCAUCACUCUGAACUGAACUGUGAUACACCAGGAACACAGAGGACCAACUGCAUUGGGUGGAGGGGGAAGCGCUGGCUGGGGCCACUGGCAGCUCUAAAGGACCGACUUCUCUUUUUAAACUUUAUAUUAAUGUAUUUUAAAGAAUUCUUACCAGGGAUUUUUCAGCAGGCACAGAGCCUCACAGUUUCUGUGUCUGCAUGUUGGUUAUUUAUCUCAUUUCUUUUUUUUUUUUCCCACUUGUAUUUUUUACAGCUGAAUUGCAGAAGUGCUCCUAUUAAAAAGCUCUUGUCUGGUUUUAUGAUAUAAUGUUUUGAAUAUGUAAAGUCAGUGUUUGCUGAAAUUAUUUUUUCCAAGGUUAAUUCUGACUUAACGACACAGCAGUUUCACAGGGCCACCACUCCUUUCAGUAAUAAUUUGGGCAUGUGGCAUUGUUGCCAUGGUUACCUGACCAGCCAGGGCAUUUGAAAAUACCUGCUUUGAAAAGCCUUAUUUCACCUUUCCAUUUUCAGCUGGAAAUGUGUUAGUGUGGAUCAAAGGAUGUGGUACAUCAUAGCUUCACCAUUUAAACAGUCACAGAAUUAAAUUUUACUUGAGAAUAAGUCUACCUAGGUGUGGUGUUCUUAAUCGAUGUAAGUACUAUACUGUACCUCUCAGUUUAACUUUUCAUCAAGGAUGUGCAACCAUGAGUAUGUAAGUGUUAUGCUUUUGUAAAUUGUUACAAUUUUAUUUUGCUAAAAUAAAUUUUAGGUUAAAUAGGUGUCCUAGAGAUUAUUCUCUACGUAGGCAUCAGUUGAUUAUGAGCAGAAAAAGCAAGAAAAGUGUUCUCCUAGGAUAUACAAU
Messenger RNA from Scleropages formosus (Asian bonytongue), 2784 nucleotides. RefSeq names its product queuine tRNA-ribosyltransferase 1 (gene qtrt1). Gene Ontology annotation, cellular component: cytosol. Bases 632 to 1960 code for a protein of 442 amino acids. Gene Ontology annotation, molecular function: tRNA-guanosine(34) queuine transglycosylase activity. NCBI's taxonomy places the organism in Eukaryota, Metazoa, Chordata, Actinopteri, Osteoglossiformes, Osteoglossidae. The transcript is spliced from 9 exons. The record is from RefSeq and is a predicted model, not a curated record.